AUGAAUCAGGAACCAACAUAUGUUUAUCUACCUCCAUCACUAAGAUUCCCUGUUACAGUUGUUUCUAUUAGUGCAAAAGUUUUUCAACCAGUGAAAAAACAUGAUUUGUUGCUUUCUUAUAGAUAUCAAGGUACAUUUACAGAAUAUGAUGAAGAUGGGUCAGAACGAAACGUUGCUCGUGAAUAUGUAGAUGUUUUUCAAAGUCCCAUUGAGGGUAUUGUUGAUUCGUGGUUUGUAAGAGAAGGGGUUGUAGUUAAAGAUCAAUAUAUACGUAUUCUUUCUAUUAUUGAACCAUGUCUUCAUUCGGUUCAGUAUCAUGGUUUAUGUGCUACGUGUGGUAGAGAUGUUACACAACAGGAUUUUAUGGGAUUUUCGGAUUCUACAAGAGCAACAAUUCAAAUGUCUCAUGAUGCGACUAAAUUGACAGUAAGUCGACAAGAGGCGGCUAGACUUGAACGAGAAACAGCAGAACGUUUAUUGAAUGAAACAAAGUUAUCGUUGAUUGUUGAUCUUGAUCAAACAAUUCUUCAUGCAACAGUAGAUCCUAUUGUUGGGGAAUGGUUAUCGGAUCCUUCUUCUGAACAUUAUGCAGCUGUUCAAGAUGUUCAAACUUUUUGUCUUAGAGAAGGGAAUGCAAGUAUAGGUAGUUGGUAUUAUAUUAAAAUGCGACCGGGGCUGGAACAAUUUCUUGAAAAUAUUAGUAAAUUAUAUGAAAUGCAUAUUUAUACAAUGGGGACACGAGCGUAUGCCGCAUCAAUUGCUCAAUUAAUUGAUAAGGAUAAGAAAUAUUUUGGAGAUAGAAUCCUGAGUCGAGACGAAAGUGGAAAUACUACGCAAAAAAAUAUACAAAGACUCUUUCCUGUUGAUACAAGUAUGGUUGUUAUUAUUGAUGAUCGUGCAGAUGUAUGGCAAUGGAGCCCAAAUUUAAUUAAAGUUACUCCCUAUGAAUUUUUUGUUGGAAUUGGAGAUAUUAAUGGAGAUUUUGUAGCAAAUAAGCCUUCAUUACAUAAUUUUUCAUCUUCACUUAUGUCCGCUUCGCUAUCAACAUUGCAAACAUCUCCAACUGACCAACAAACCGUGUUUUCAUAUUCUCCUGAAACACAUUUUAUACCCACUCAUGAUAAUGUUUAUAAUGAUAUACUUACGAAUGAUCUUAAUGCUGUUUUGCAGGAUGAUUUUCGACAGGCCAUGUUUGAGCAUAAGAUUAACUCUCUGGUUUCUGGAAAUCAGAACGUUUUAGUCGUUGUUGAUGAUCAAAUAAAGACAAAUCAAUCGUUUAAUGGAAUGAACCAUUUGGAAUUCUUCAAAAAACCGACGGAGAAAAUUUUUUUUCAUAAUAAUGAUACAGAAUUGUUGCGUUUAGAAUCAUCUUUAAGAUUGGUUCAUAAAGAAUUUUAUAAAGAAUAUAACAGGCUUUUGAAAACGAGAAAAAAACAUGAUUUAAUUGCAUCUUUUUCUGAAAAUAUUAAUUCACAAAAAUAUUCUGAUCCAGAUAUAAGUAAAAUGGAUAUUAAGAUAAUAAUGCCAGCCCUCAAAUCAAAUGUAUUAAAAGGAACCGUUUUGUUAUUUUCAGGUGUAAUACCUAUGGGUGUUGAUGUUUUAAGUUCUAACAUUGCUCAAUGGGCCAUGAAUUUUGGAGCUGAAAUUGCUAUAAAUAUUUCUAAUGACGUAACACAUUUGAUAGCUACAAAGAUACGUACAACUAAAGUAAAAAAAGCUCUUCAACAAAAGAAUAUUAAAAUAGUAUCUGUUGAUUGGCUUCUUCAUUCUAUAUCUCAUUGGAAACGAUUACCUGAGUCCGAUUACUUAUUGCAUUCAUUUUCCGAGAACGAUAUUUUUAAUAAUAUGCAAUUUCAACAGGAUUUUCAUUCUUUAUUAGAUAUAAACACGGCGAAUUCAUAUGAAUUUAUUUCUUCUGAUAAUAAAGAUACUAAUGAGAAUCAUGAUAAAGAUACACAUAAGGUUUUUGAAUCUAUAAAUAAUGAAAAUAAAGUUGAUGCUAUCGAUUGGGAAGAUGCGAUUAGAGAGGUUGAUGAAUUUUUAGCUGAAUCGUGCGAUAGUGCUUUGAGCAGUGAUGAUGCUUCUAAAGAUAAAAUUGUCCCGACUUUUGAAAAGAAAAGAAAAAUAUCUUAUUUAUUUGAAACUGAUAAAUCAUAA
Molecule: messenger RNA, 2157 nt
Organism: Pneumocystis murina B123
Lineage: Eukaryota; Fungi; Ascomycota; Pneumocystomycetes; Pneumocystales; Pneumocystaceae
Exons: 7
Coding region: 1-2157 (718 amino acids)
Cellular component (GO): nucleus
Molecular function (GO): RNA polymerase II CTD heptapeptide repeat phosphatase activity
Source: RefSeq, a predicted model, not a curated record